AUGGCUCUGUUACUUUUAAUUUUGGUGAUGGUCCUCAUUAUUGGUGGACUCUACCAUCUGGGAAUGUUGCGUACGAGAAGACCAGAUGAGCCUCCAUUAAUCAAAGGUGCAAUACCAUGGCUGGGAAAGGCUCUAGAAUUUAGAAAUGAUAUGACUGCAUUUUUGCGUAAGAUGUGGAAGAAGCACGAGGACAUUUUCACAGUUCAGCUUGCCGGUCGUUAUUUUACAUUUGUAAUGGAUCCUCUGUCUUUUGAGGCUAUAAUACAAGAAAGCACCACAAAGCUGGAAUUUACUGAAUUUGCUGAAGAAUUAGGAUUGAGAUUGUUUGACUAUCAUUCAAAAGUAAAUGACUUACAAAUGUUAAAAAAAUCAAGUACCAAGUAUAUCAUGGGUGAUGGCCUGGCAGUGUUGGCUCAGGUCAUGACGGAAAAUUUUCAGAACGUCAUGCUACACAACAUGGGAAGUGUUAAGGGUGACAGAAAAUGGCACCAGGUUGGGUUAUUUAAAUAUACGCACAGCAUUGCUUUCAGAACUGGUUACUUGUCCUUGUUUGGUAAUGAGCCAGUUAAAAGUAAAGAAAAGGCCCAGGAAUGUGAUUGGGAACAUGUUCAAGAGCUGUUUCAAGAAUUUGUGAAGUAUGACAAGUUACUUCCUGGUCUGGCCUAUUCAGUUCUUUCUCCAAAAGAAAAUAUAGAAGUAAAGAGGUUAAAGAUGAUGUUUUGGAAGAGGUUAUCUGUAAAGCAAACUCUACAAAAAGAAAAUAUUAACGGUUGGAUCACUGAACAGAUUAGACAGAGAGCUGAAAUUGGGGUUCCAGAACAUAUGCUAGAUAGGCUCAUACUUUCUCUUCUGUGGGUUUCUCAAACUAAUACAGGUCCUGGUUGUUUCUGGUUCCUCCUCUAUCUAAUGAAACAUCCUGAAGCCAUGCAAGCAGUGAGGGCAGAGGUGGAAGUGGUUCUCAAAGAAACUGGUCAAGAUAUAAAGCCUGGAGGCCCUCGUAUUAACCUCCCCAGAGAUAUGUUACGGAAGAUUCCCAUCAUGGACAGUGCCAUGGAAGAGACCCUACGUUUAAGAGCAGCUCCAAUUCUCACCAGAGCUGUGAAAGAAGGUGUAAAAUUCAAGAUGGCAAGCGGGAUGGAUGUUUCCAUUAGAAAAGGAGACAGGAUUGGCCUUUUCCCUUAUAUUGCUAUCCAAAUGAACCCGGAGAUUGUUGAUCCCGAAGUGGAAAUUCCAAGUAUUGAUCCAAACCGGUGGGGUUUUGGUGUUAAGCAGCCAACUCGUGAUGUCCAGUUUAGGUACAGACUCCGCUUUUAAUUUUAGGAAGAAGCAAUAAAAGCCAUUCGAUUUCCAUUGUAA
Molecule: messenger RNA, 1356 nt
Organism: Xenopus laevis (African clawed frog)
Lineage: Eukaryota; Metazoa; Chordata; Amphibia; Anura; Pipidae
Gene: cyp8b1.2.L
Product: cytochrome P450 family 8 subfamily B member 1, gene 2 L homeolog
Exons: 1
Coding region: 1-1314 (437 amino acids)
Cellular component (GO): endoplasmic reticulum membrane
Molecular function (GO): oxidoreductase activity, acting on paired donors, with incorporation or reduction of molecular oxygen; sterol 12-alpha-hydroxylase activity; monooxygenase activity
Source: RefSeq, a predicted model, not a curated record